AUGGCAACUCCGGCGGCCAUCUCCUCGGCUAUCCUUCUCCUCCUAUUCUCGUUCUCGCUCACCGCCGGCGCCAGGGGUGCCACCUUCACCGUCAUGAACUUUUGCCCUUUCGUGGUGUACCCGGCGGCCAUCCCGGUCGGCUGGGGCGCGGAGAUAGGGACCGGCCUCGGGAUCGGCCAGGCGUGGAACCUCGCGGUGCCCGCCGGCGCCUCCUCGGUCAGGAUAUGGGCCCGCACCAACUGCACAUUCGAUCCCGCCACCGGCCGCGGUAGCUGCGGAACCAGCGACUGCGACGGCGCGCUGCGCUGUGACGACUAUAGGAAGCCGCCCGUGACGCAGGCCGAGUUCACCCUCGGCUCCUCCGGCAGCGCCCCGGACAGCUACAACUACAGUAUCUCGCUCGUCGACGGCUUCAACGUCCCUAUGGGGAUCCUGUGCAGAGCCCGUGGGGACGGCGGCUUCCUCACGUGCUACGACCCCGACUGCUGCGUAGCCAGCCACCGCGCCGGCGACGGCAAGCGCCACACCUGCCCUUUCAACGACCACCGCGGUGACGACAGCAACAUCGACUAUGAGGUCGCCUUCUGCCCAUUCCCUAGUUACCCCGAGACGACGUGCGUCCAUGCAUGA
Molecule: messenger RNA, 630 nt
Organism: Triticum turgidum subsp. durum (durum wheat)
Lineage: Eukaryota; Viridiplantae; Streptophyta; Magnoliopsida; Poales; Poaceae
Source: the annotation of a GenBank genome assembly